This is a messenger RNA of Balaenoptera musculus (blue whale), 3232 nucleotides long. It is a transcript of the gene KANK4, whose product is annotated as KN motif and ankyrin repeat domains 4. Gene Ontology annotation, biological process: negative regulation of actin filament polymerization. The coding region runs from base 178 to 3207 and encodes 1009 amino acids. Gene Ontology annotation, molecular function: protein binding. The transcript has 10 exons. Gene Ontology annotation, cellular component: cytoplasm; cytoskeleton. NCBI's taxonomy places the organism in Eukaryota, Metazoa, Chordata, Mammalia, Artiodactyla, Balaenopteridae. The record is from RefSeq and is a predicted model, not a curated record.
CCUUCCUCCUCCACAGCUGCCUUCUCCCCGGCUCCUGCACCCGCCCUUCGGAAGUCACUGGUCCGCUCUGACGUUAGAAGCCCUGCCUGGAGCUGGAUCCUUACAAACUCUCCAACAAAUUUUACAGGCUUAUCGGAAGAAGAGUGCCCAAGAGACUGGCGGUCAGCAUUCUCUAAGAUGGAGAAGACAGACGCCAAAGACCAGUCCUCUCAGGGGGAUGAAGAGAAAGACCCUCCAAAGAGCCACCCCUACUCCGUGGAGACCCCAUAUGGCUUCCAUUUAGACCUGGACUUCCUCAAGUACGUGGAUGACAUCGAGAAGGGAAACACCAUCAAAAGGAUUCCUAUCCACAGAAGGGCCAAGCAGGCCAAGUUUAGCACUUUGCCCCGAAACUUCAGCCUUCCCGACAGCGGGGCUCGCCCCCAUGCUGCUCUUUCCCACCCGAACUGGCCCCCAGUGGUGCCAAGUAAGGUGUCGCUCGGGACAGAGGCGCGAGCCCAGCCCCUGCCGCUCGGUGAUCCCCCGCAAGCCGCCGGCGGGAGCGAGGCGAGCUACCACCGGAAGGCCCUACUGACAGAGACCGCCAGACAGCUGGAGGCUGCUGGGCCCAGGGAGGCUGAGGUCGCCGCCGGGAGUGGACGGCCCCAGCUUUUGCGAGCAUCCAGCAUGCCAGCCACGCUGCUGCAAAACAGGGCCUCAGAGGACCCGAGCCUAAACUCAGGGCCCCCUACCCCGCCCGCCCUCCCGCCACUUCAGGGCGAAGGCGGUGUCUGUGAUGGCGCCUUUGGUCCUGCGGAAGGAUUUGCAGGUUUUUCCAACUCCACCCAGCGAGCAGCAGCCCAACCAGAAGCCAGAGAGUCUGGAGACCUGGUGCCAGGAAUAGCGGAGCUGAUCCGGAAGGGGCCUGAGCCUCCAGAGGGUGAAGGAGCAGCCCCAGAUCACCUCCCUUUCUCAAGUCCUCCUUUCUCAUCCCUUGUAGUUCUAGAGGAUGCAGAAGACCAACAGGAAAGCGGACAAGCCGAGGUGGCGGUCACGACCCCCGGCUCCCCAACACCAAGCCCCCCACCUCUGCCAUCACCCGUCCCUGGGAAUGAGCUCGCCCUAGAAGAAAUCGAGCUCAACAUCAGCGAGAUCCCACCGCCGCCACCUGUAGAAGUAGACGUGAGAAGCAUCGGCAUCCGGGUCACGGAGGAAAGCCUGGGCCUUACCUCCGUGGAUCCUGGCAGCAUCUCCAGCCUGAAGCAGCAGCUCUCGGGCCUUGAGGGCGAGUUGUCUGGAAGAACUGAGGAACUAGCCCAAGUCAGAGCUGCCCUCCAGCGGCAGGAGGAGGAAAUCAAGGCUAGGGGGCAGAGGAUUCGAGAGCUAGAGUGCACCGUAGCUCAACUGACAGAAAAGCUUAGCCACGAGAACACCAAAGAUGCUCAGGGCCAGACUGACGCCAUGGUCAACACUGACCCUCUGCACGGACUCUUGACCACGGAGUCGUGUGACAAGAGCAUUGGGGUCAACCUUAUGGGCAGCACAAGAUCUGAAAGCUGGGGGGCCUGGGGAAAGGGGAAUGGCGUCCUGUGGAGGCAGGAAAGUUACAAAUGGGGGGAUCAGAGCCCAGCAGAAUUUGUGUCACCAUCCCAGCUGUCACUGCCACAGGGAUCCAAGAUGGUCCUCACCCCCUCUUUACACAGCUGCCUCUCCACUGAGCUCAGGAUCGAAGAAGGACGCUCUGAGCAGGAGGGAGGGCAUCAGGUGGGAGCCGAGGGUCCAGUCAGGGGAGCAAGAGGCUCUCCAAGGAGCAGCGAGAGAACGGCUCCCCCAGCAGGGAGGAAGGAGGCCGGUUCAGAGCUCCCGGGGAAGGAGCGCCCAGGAAGGCCACCCAGCUCGCCCACCGCCGAUGCCACUAUUGGGCAGUACGUUAAGAAGAUCCAGGAGCUCCUGCAGGAGCAGUGGAGCUGCCUGGAGCAUGGGUACCCGGAGCUGGCCCGUGCCAUCAAGCAGCCCGCCUCCAAGCUCAGCAGCAUCCAGAGCCAGCUACAGAGCUCCCUCAACCUGCUGCUGUCCGCCUACUCGGCCCACGCUCCACCCCAGAAGGAGCCCCCGGGCCCCUCUUCCUCCCCGCCGACGGAGAUCUCCCCGUCGACCAGCCUUAAAUCCAUAAUGAAAAAGAAAGACUAUGGCUUCCGUGCAGGAGGUAAUGGGACCAAAAAGAACCUUCAGUUUGUUGGGGUUAACGGUGGCUAUGAGACCACCUCGAGUGAGGAGACCAGCAGUGAGGACACUUCCCCAGAAGACUUGUCUGACAGCGAGGCCGAGAAGAAAUGUGAUGGCCCAGAACAUAGGCGGGGCAAGGAUGCCCACCUCAGCUACAAGGCGGGGCAGGGCAUUCCCGAGGGCACCCGUGACACAGACCAGGAACGCGGGCCUGGGGAAGAGCUUCCCCAUCCCAAGGCUGAGAGAUGUAAACCCUCAGAAGAAUUCCUUAAUGCAUGCCGGGCAUUGAGCCAACAUCUGCCAGAAACUGGGACGACCACUGACCAGCUCUUGAAGCAGAGCUUAAAUACCAUCAGUCAAGAGUGGUUCCGGGUCUCCAGCCGGAAGUCAUCCAGCCCUGCUGUGGUGGCCACCUACCUCCGCGGGGUCCAGCCUCACUCCCCACACUUGCUAAAGCUGCUUGUCAACCUGGCUGAUGGCAAUGGCAACACAGCUCUUCACUACAGCGUAUCCCACUCCAGCUUCUCCAUCGUGAGGCUGCUGCUGGAAACAGGCGUCUGCAACGUGGACCAUCAGAACAAAGCUGGCUACACCGCCGUGAUGAUCACUCCCCUGGCUUCUGCAGAGACCGAUGAAGACAUGGCUGUGGUCUGGAAGCUCUUACGAGAAGGAAAUGUGAACAUCCAAGCUGCUCAGGGAGGCCAGACUGCGCUGAUGCUGGGAGUCAGCCACGACAGGGAGGACAUGGUCCAAGCGCUACUGAGCUGCCAGGCAGAUGUCAACCUGCAGGACCAUGAUGGAUCGUCAGCCCUCAUGCUGGCCUGUCGCCAUGGCAACGUCGGCAUGGUCCGGCUGCUCCUGGCACACCCGGCCUGUGACAGCAGCCUGACUGACAAGGCUGGCCGAACAGCUUUGUCCAUCGUUCUGAAAUCGCCCGCCCAUGUGGAAAUUGCAGGGCUGCUACGGGCCCACGCAAAGCAGGGCAGGUCCCUGGGGCCGUAGGGGCUGCGGAAGAGCUGGCAGCAGG